UAAGUUAAUAAUUUUAUAUUUUCGUACUACAAAAGUGUUUGGAUCAUCAGCAUUUACUCAACCGCUGAGGCAGUGCAACAUAAAUUUAUCUUUUCAUUUUCUAAAGUCUGUUCAACAGGAAUUUCAACUAAUAAAAAAAAUGGCUGAACCAAUUCGUGUUGUUGUUACCGGCGCUGCUGGUCAAAUCGCCUACUCCCUUCUUUACAUGAUUGCUCGUGGUGAAGUUUUUGGUAAGGAUCAACCUUUGAUCUUGCACUUGUUGGACAUCCCACCAAUGGUUGGUGUUUUGGAGGGUGUUGUUAUGGAAUUGGCCGAUUGUGCUUUGCCUUUGCUCCGUGAGGUUGUACCCACCACCGAUCCCGCUGUUGCCUUCAAGGAUGUUUCUGCUGCCUUCUUGGUUGGCGCCAUGCCCCGCAAGGAAGGUAUGGAACGUAAGGAUCUGUUGUCCGCUAACGUUAAAAUCUUCAAGGCUCAAGGUCAAGCUUUGGACCAAUAUGCCCGCAAGGACGUUAAAGUUUUAGUUGUUGGCAACCCAGCCAAUACCAAUGCUGUUGUGUGCUCCUUCUAUGCUCCCUCAAUUCCUCGCGAAAACUUCAGUGCUAUGACUCGUUUGGAUCAGAAUCGUGCUACCGCUCAAGUAGCUGCCAAGGCUAAAGUUCCUAUUAGCCAAGUCAAAAAUGUCAUUAUCUGGGGCAACCACUCCUCCACCCAAUUCCCCGAUGCCAGUCAUGCCGUCGUCAGUGUUUCUGGUGCCGAAAAGUCUGCUGUAGAAGCUGUUGGUGAUGCUGAAUUCUUGAAGGGUUCCUUUGUUGAAACCGUCCAGAAGCGUGGUGCUGCUGUGAUUGCUGCCCGCAAAAUGUCUUCUGCUAUGUCAGCUGCCAAGGCUGCUUGUGAUCAUAUGCACGAUUGGUGGAACGGUACCGCUGCUGGUCACUUUGUUUCAAUGGGUGUCAUUUCCGACGGAAGUUACGACGCUCCCAAGGAUGUCAUCUACUCCUUCCCCGUCGAAAUCAAGAACAAACAAUGGAAGAUUGUUCAAGGUUUGUCCCUUGACGAUUUCGCCAAAUCAAAAAUGGCCAUCACCGGCAAGGAAUUGUUGGAAGAGAAAAACGAAGCUAUGGCUGUCUGCAAUGCUGAAUGACUAGCUGGCCCCAAAGACUCCAAAUUGUAAGUGAUUUGCGGAUAAGUUCAGUAGCAAUUUAGUUAAAAAUCACAAUUACACCGCAAUUAUAGAGUUAAGACCGUGUAAAUUCCCUAAUUCGACCUAUGCGUAACACCUAUUUGAUUACAACUCUCAUAAACUGUCCUCUCGUAUGAUCAUUCAAUCACUCAUAAAUGUUUUUCUCGUUUCGUAGACGAUUCCUAGUCGUCUGCUACAAAAAUUUGUUUACUUAAAUUUAGUGAUAUUCGUUUUAAGUACAACGCAUUUAGAUUAUGAAAUUAAUACCCAACUUGUAAUUUCACACGAUUGUUGUUUAACUUUUUCUACAUCACAAAUUAAAUUUGUGUAUUAUAAAGUUAAUAUGAUAAAUAAAUAACAUUGAAAACAAAA
Molecule: messenger RNA, 1552 nt
Organism: Calliphora vicina (urban bluebottle blowfly)
Lineage: Eukaryota; Metazoa; Arthropoda; Insecta; Diptera; Calliphoridae
Gene: Mdh1
Product: malate dehydrogenase 1
Exons: 2
Coding region: 140-1141 (333 amino acids)
Biological process (GO): oxaloacetate metabolic process; malate metabolic process; tricarboxylic acid cycle
Cellular component (GO): cytosol; mitochondrion
Molecular function (GO): L-malate dehydrogenase (NAD+) activity
Source: RefSeq, a predicted model, not a curated record